Molecule: messenger RNA, 1632 nt
Organism: Equus quagga
Lineage: Eukaryota; Metazoa; Chordata; Mammalia; Perissodactyla; Equidae
Gene: GINM1
Product: glycosylated integral membrane protein 1
Exons: 8
Coding region: 40-1035 (331 amino acids)
Source: RefSeq, a predicted model, not a curated record
CAGGUCCUGCCCGCCGCCCGCGCCGCCGGCCUGUCCAAGAUGGAGGGGGCUCCCCGGGCGCCGUUCGCCCUCCGGCUGCUUUUGCUCGCGGCGCUGCCGGCCGCUGUGUGGCUGACGACGGGCCCCCCUGAGCCGCCGCCGGCGCCCGGAGCCCCGAAGGACAGCAUCAGAAUUAAUGUAACUACCCUGAAAGACGGUGGGGAGGCAUCUCGAGAACAGGUGAUUCUUAACAUAACCUAUGAGAGUGGACAGGUCUAUGUAAAUGACCUCCCUGUAAAUAGUGGGGUCACCCGAAUCAGCUGUCAGACUUUGAUAGUGAAGAAUGAAAAUCUAGAAAAUUUGGAGGAAAAAGAAUAUUUUGGAAUUGUCACUGUAAGGAUUUUAGUUCAUGAGUGGCCUAUGACAUCUGGUUCCAGUUUGCAGCUAAUUGUCAUACAAGAAGAAGUAGUAGAGAUUGAUGGAAAACAAGCUCAACAAAAGGAUGUCACUGAAAUUGAUAUUUUAGUUAAGAACCAGGGAGUACUCAGACAUACAAACUACACCCUGCCUUUGGAAGAAAGCAUGCUGUACUCCAUUUCCCGAGACAAUGACGUUUUGUUUACCCUUCCCAACCUCUCCAAAAAAGUAGAAAGUGUUAGUUCGUUGCAGACCACCAGCCAGUACCCCAUCAGGAGCAUGGAGACCACCGUAGAAGGAGAGGCUCUACCUGGCAAAUUACCUGAGACUCCUCUCAGAGCAGAGCCUCCGUUUCCCUAUAAGGUGAUGUGUCAGUGGAUGGAGAGGUUCAGGAAGGACCUGUGCAGGUUCUGGAGCAGCGUUUGCCCAGUGUUCUUCAUGUUUUUGAAUGUCAUGGUGGUCGGAAUUAUAGGAGCAGCUGUGGUGAUAACCAUCUUAAAGGUGCUUUUCCCAGUUUGUGAAUACAAAGGAAUUCUUCAGUUGGAUAAAGUGAAUGUUAUACCUGUGACAGCUAUCAACUUACAUCCAGAUGGUCCUGAGAAAACAGUGGAAAACCGUGGAGAUAAAACAUGUGUUUAAAACACCGUCUCAAAUCAUUGACUUUGAAUUAGUCUUUUGGCUCUAAAUUUGCCACUUGAAUAUAAUUUUCUUUAAAUCAUUAAGAAUCAGUUUAUACACUAGAGAAACUGCUAAACUAAAACUGCCUAAAACUUGACCUUUAAAGUGACAAGUUAAAGUUCACCUUAUUCUAUACCAGGGCUGGCUAUUCAGAUGAUGAAUUGUUAAGGAAAAUUUAAAUGAAGUGGAAGAGAAGACAAGUGAAGAAACUUUGAAAUUACCAAAAAGAAAAAAAAAGGCAAGACAAAAAUGCCAUGUGCCAAUACUUUUCAAGGUGCCUUUGUUAAGGGAAUUAUAUCCACUUAAUUACUAUAAUAUAUAAGACUUUAUGAAAAGCACUUUAUGAAAUUCUAAUUUAAACGCUCGAGAACUUAACACUUAUUUUUUUAUUCAGUAAAAUGUGCCUUUAUAUUAAGUACGUGACUAGUAUAAAAUCACUGAAGUGUAUAAUGAUUUGACUGUAUCCUGUACCAAGACUACUUACCUUGAAUACACCAGGAUUUAAAAAUAGUAGUGACAUGUUCUCACUCUAAAAUAAACUUUUUUUGAGAAAAAAAA